Echinostoma caproni is the source of this 639-nucleotide messenger RNA. The record is from the annotation of a GenBank genome assembly. NCBI's taxonomy places the organism in Eukaryota, Metazoa, Platyhelminthes, Trematoda, Plagiorchiida, Echinostomatidae.
AUGCUUUCAACUCGCACGAACUAUCCACCCGAAUGUGAGCAGGUUGUGAAUCAAACAAUCCAACUUUUGCAAUCUGCCUCUUUGACUUACGAUGUUUUGGGUGCCACAUGUGCGACUGAGGAGGUUAGCAUGCCUGGAUUCUGCAAAUUCUAUCGUCUGUGCAGCCUGCGUUCACGCAAAAUGUCCGAAUAUUGGAUUAACUGGCAAACCAUGCGCGGUGGCAAGAUGAUGGUGUCCGAGAUCAAGCCUAUGAUCGCCUGUAACGAGCUGUGUCAACAGGGGUUGGAAAAAUUGGUCGAGACUGGGGUGGAUAUUGAGAAGCGUGUUGAGGAACAGUUCCGUCAUUUACGUCAGGUGACCCAGUCGAAAGAGGAUUGGGCUACUGUGGAAUAUGUGGAUCGGAAAUUCCUUAUUCCACAAGUCGUUGUCAUCAAAAUGAUGGUGAAUCACGUGAACGGUUUGCGACUUUGCAAGAACCACUAUGUGUACGAUCGCAAAUCGAUGAUUAAAGAAAGCAAAACAAUUCGUCGUUGCAUUCAGUUCCGUAAACAGGUGGAGAGCAAUUGCAGCAGCACAUGCAAACCGGAGAAAAAUGUCUUCUCCACUUCCAUUUGGUCUUUCACCUAUCCAAUUGUCUAA